Podarcis lilfordi (Lilford's wall lizard) is the source of this 31067-nucleotide messenger RNA. Lineage: Eukaryota; Metazoa; Chordata; Lepidosauria; Squamata; Lacertidae. The record is from the annotation of a GenBank genome assembly.
GGGGAAGGGCGCAGCCCUCUGGGCGGAAGAGGCGCCGCCUCGCCAUCUCGCGCCCGCGUCUGCCGCCAGAGCGCGAGGAGACGGAGGAGGAGGAGAGCGACGGAGGGACCAUGCCUGCCGCCGCGCCGCCGCCCCCCUUGCGCCCCGCCGCCGGGCCGCCGCCCUCCUGCGGCUGCCCCUGCGCCCGACACCAUCCCGGUGAGUGGUGCCCGCCUUGCGCCGCGGGAAAAAAAGCCCCGCGCCCCGUUUCCUCAGACCCCUUUGCCUCCCCAUCCCUGUGGGACCCCCGCGCCCCGUUUCCUCUGCCAGCCUCCCCCUCUCCCGGUUUUAUAUCAGCUGCGUGAGUUUUUCGCGCGCUCCCCUCGGCGGGAGUUUGGCUGUCCCGCGCGCGCGGCCAACUUGAGACGGGAGAGGGAAACGUGACGAGGGGAAACGUGUGAAAGCCUCGCCCGCCCGCGCAGCAUCCCUUGGAGACCCCACUCUGCCCCCCUACUCUCUACCCAGACUACCCCCCGCUUCUUCCCUCUACCCGCACCCUAUCCCUUACCCCACCCCUCUUCCUACCCCCAUCCUACCCUCUACCCCCAUUCUACCCCCACCCCCUAUCCUACCCCCACCCCACCCCCACCCCUACCUACCUCCACCCUCUCUUACCCUCUACCCUCACCCUACUCCACCUGUCCGCCUACCCCCUACCCACCCCUCCUCCUAACACUACCCCACCCUCCUCCUUCCCUCUACCCCCACCCUUCUCCUCCUCCUCCCCUCUACUCCCUACCCAGACUACCCCCGCUUCUUCCCUCUACCCACACCCUAUCCCUUACCCCACCCCUCUUCCUACCCCCAUCCUACCCUCUACCCCCAUUCUACCCCCACCCCCUAUCCUACCCCCACCCCACCCCUACCUACCUCACCCUCUCUUACCCUCUACCCUCACCCUACUCCACCCGUCCGCCUACCCCCCCUACCCACCCCUCCUCCUAACCCUACCCCACCCUCCUCCUCCCCUCUACCCCACCCCUCCUCCUCCUCCUCCCCUCUACUCCCUACCCCACCGCACCCCUCCUCCUACUCCCACCUCCUACCCUUUACCCCCUACCCCCCCUUAUCAGCCUCCUUAUUGACACCCCCACAUUUAUCUGCCCUCAUUCUGCGUUACCUCAGGUGAUUAACCUGGGGGGGGGGAGGUGCGUGGUGGAGGUUUUUUUUUAAAAAAAGAGGAUCCUUGGCUUCAGCAGGUGGGGGAAUACCCGGUAGAUCCACUGGUGGGAAACGAUCUAGUAUGUAAGGCUGUCUUCUGAGUCACUGGGAGAAUCUUCUCCUGAAAAGGCAAUGCCUUAGCUGGGUAUCGACUGAUUUCUAUCCUGGGCAGAGCUUGUUUCAAUGCAGGAGGUACCACAAUACAGUGGUACUUUGGGUUAAGAACUUAAUUCGUUCCGGAGGUCCAUUCUUAACCUGAAACUGUUCUUAACCCGAGGUACCACUUUAGCUAAUGGGGCCUCCCGCUUCCGCUGUGCCGCUGCUGCGUGAUUUCUGUUCUCAUCCUGAAGCAAAGUUCUUAACCCGAGGUACUAUUUCUAGGUUAGUGGAGUCUGUAACCUGAAGUGUCUGUAACCCGAGGUACCACUGUAGUUAACAGAAUCAGAGAAUUGUAGAGUUGGAAGGACCCACGAGGGUCAUCUAGUCCAACCCCCUCCAGUGGACGAAUAUUUUUGCCCAACGUGGGAUAGCUAGCUAGCAGGAGUGUCAGCUUGAAUAGAGUAUUGGGGGUUGGGGCAUAAUCGAUUGCAUGACGCAGCACACACGCACUAUUUGAAUGGCAAUGCCCAUCAACUUGGGGGGGGUAGCCCCCUCAAAUAUUUUAUGGGGGGGUGUGAAGGGACCUUGGCCCCCACAAGUUGACUCCUGUGCUAGCAAGAAGUGAGCACACUGUCCUGCUGUCAUUCUCCAUUUAUUGCCCGUGAAAAGUAUGGUGCAGUUGCAAAACAGUAGCAACAACAGCAAAUUGUGAUGUGAACUAAAUCCAUUGGCUGGGAUGGGUGUUGGAAAAAAGUUUUGUAUUUUUUUGGUCUUGGGAUCUCUAGUAUCCUGGGAUAGGAGGAACAAAAGAAUCCUCCCAGUGUUCCCUGCUUCUUGAAAGCAUGUUGGUUCAUAACUCUGACUUUCUUCCCCAGGUGGCUGUGAGUGGUGAUGAGAUACAGUAGUUGUCAAAAUUAGGAGAGUAAGUAAGCAUGGGCAGAAGAUGGACUUUGUAGUCCCUCGGUGACUUAAUGGCCGAUAGGGGUAGCGCCACCUGUUGGGAUUUUUGCAAAAGGAUGCCAGACCAGAUGAGUGUUGGCCAGUUCCAGAAAGCCACAUCUCUUGUUGUGCCAGAUUCCACUCUCAGGAGUCGCUUUACACAAAUUAAGUGUUAUGGAGAUCCUUUAUAUGUUUUCCUGCUUUAUAAAAUGCAUCAGUAGACUAUGUGGCUGCUGGUUUUUUGGGUCACUCUUUCUCUGCCUGCUGCUUAUUCUGCUUCCAGGUGAUAGGCACAGGAUAAGGUAAAAUUUCUAAGACUUGUUGAAGCCAGGAAGCUCUUCCCCUCCAAACUAUGCUACUUGCCGAAUCUUGAUAAGAAGCUGCCUUGAUCUACCUAGCGACACUGGCAGGCCCUUUCUACAAUGGCUGACCUUCUACAUGCCAAGCAGAUGCUCUGGUACUAAGCGAUGGCCCUUCUGCAAAGUGUGAAUCAAUGAGGACCCUUUGUUUGGGAAUAUUCAACCUUACUAACUAGGUGUAGGCUGGGAGAGGCACGAAUCAGAGCUUGCUGCAGGAUCCUGCUCUGUCCUAGAGUUUAUUUCUCAUUAGAGGGUCAUUGCCUGAAAGCCAUCGCCUUGGUGGCAAAGUUGUUCUCAUGUUGUGAAGGGCAGGGACUGUUUCUGUCAGAAAUGCAGGCCUAGGUCUCCAUCUUUGCAGGAUAGUGAAUGUAGUUUGUGUGGGAUGGAUAUAUCUCAUGGAUCUAUCAGCAAAGUGGUUAAGAGGCUGGUCCUUUUUAUGUUGCCUCCAGCUGCUUGCAUGUUAAAAUGGAUAUUAAUGAUGGUGGUUGUGUCCAGCUUUGUGCUUCUUAAUGAGUUACUUUUUCCAAACGUUUGUAUAUCAUCCUUUUCAAAACUUGGAAAAUAUUUAAUUAGAGAAUCUUGAAGUCGGCUAUAGCUGUGGAGGGUGAAAUAAUUGUGGUAGGAGAAUGAGGUGAAUAUUAUUUCAGAGACUUUUUUUUUUAGUUAAGUUUGCAUUCAAUGAAAAGCAUCACAGUAUUCUCAUUUGCCUAGUUUUGAAUUCAACAGCUGUAUUAAAACUCUUUUUUUUGUGUGGCAAAUCUGAGCCAGGGACACUUGGCCCAGUUCACAUGUCACAUUAAACUACAGUUUAAAGUUAUUAUUUUAAUAUGAAUGUGCCUAGUGCUAGUAAAUGCUGCUCAGAAGUUCUCACUCUAGUCCUCCCUUCUUGCUGUGUCACCAAGAAACAGCCACUCUGACUUCUUGUGAUAUCUAAACCUUGACUCAUGGUUUGUUUCUCUCUAAGCAAACCAUGACUGGUAACCAGCAGUUUGUUCUUGGUUUCCUGCUUGUAGCUUGAAGAGAAACAAACCAUGAUCCGGGGUUCAGACAUCACAAGCCAGGUUUUGGGAGAAGAGCAGAGUGAGAACUUUUUAGCAGGGUGGGCGAACACAUAGUUUUUAAAUACGUUUUAAUAUGAAUUUUCAAACGACUGUAUGUUUUAUUGUGAUAUGAGAAUUGGACCACUGUAUUGAUGUGUUCUACAAAAAAAAAAACACUUAUGAAAAACAACUUUUUUAAAAAGUUGUUUUGGCUUGUCUUCAUGGUACACAUUCCCAUGGCCUGUGAUGGGAAUUCAUUGGAGUUCAUGUUAACAACCCUUUCAGCAAAUGAGCAAAUAAUUUAUUGCAGGAAAAAUAGAAUCUGGUUUGUGUAUACUGCUAUCCAUCCUUUUUUGUUAAGAAAGAACAAAGCGAAGACUUUUGAUAAAACUUAGACAGGUGUCAUUAAAUUUGCAGGAAUUUGGUGGAUUGGAAAAACAACCAAACCUUUCAAAAAUCCAAGUUGUUUUAGCGUUAUAGGGAAAAUCAAGGCUAUCUUGAUGUUUCAAUCAGUGUUUGAACUCCCAUUGUUCUAGGUGCAUUUUGCGACAGAGAAUUAGCACAAGUAGUUUCUGAGUUCUGGGCGCAGCACCGCGGCUAAGAUUUCAGAUUAAAACUGCAGAGUGGAAGGAAAGGAGGACCUUUUUCUGCCUCCCCACUUCCAGCUACUCUCUGAAGACUGGAGAAGAGACCCUCUUAAGAAUAUUAAGGGCGUGGGCAGGGGAAGGACUAGACUACGUGGAAAAUGAACAUAAUAUUUUAGCUGCAGUUCAUUCAUUUUCAGAUUUAUAUUUUUGAUAUUAAAAAGUGUGCCUAGACAUUCCCUUGUUGCGCCCAUAACCUAGGUUUAAGGUGCCAUUUAGCUCCUAGCUUUCAUAUUUCUAACACUGGUUUCAAUUCUGCUGAAAAUAAUCAUUUUUAUGUUUUUAAAGCAUGACUUCUAAAAUUCAGUAGUUUCAAAUGAGAACAGAAAAUGCCAUAGUGUACUUAAAUGAGAACAGGUUUGGGACUCUACAGUCAUUUUUGGAGGGGAAGGAGGGGGCAUAUUUCCACUCUGCAUAAAAUGAAUGUGUUCUAGUUGCUUGAGAAACAAGCAAACAGCAGACUUUGUGAAGGUGCUAGGGCUCCAGCUGUGUAUUUUGUCAGUCAUGCAUAUCUGCCUUUGGAAGAAGCUUAGGUUGUUAGUUUUGGCUUUCGCUUUCAGGUUGCCUAGGUUUUAAAUGUUGAAUGACUGGAAAGGAGUACACAGGGACCAAAGGGAAAGCAUUCCACGAAGAAGGGAAGGCGGCUACGAUGUGCAGUCUGGGAGCGAGCAGCCUUAGCCUGCAGAACUUCUGCCUGGAUCCCUCAACAUGGACAGCGUUGUGUUUUAGUUUCUGCCAUAGUCCUCCAAAAGUCGAAAAGGAAUCUCUCUUUUGGAGCCAGUUGCCCCUUAGCAACUUGUGCGUAUGAUGUAUACAUGCUAAGCUCGAUACUGUGACGUAGGGAGAGGGUGGAAGCUUAAAAUAUUAUAAAUAGAUGCCUGAACAUUAAAGAAUCAAGCUGCAUGGAUUGUGUUAGUGCAGUGGGCGGAUAGUUAACAUGAGUCUUUUAUUUCCGUCGAACACUUCAUAAAGAAAUGCAUAACUUUUUCAUUAUUCGAUAGAUGUCACCAUGAAAGAACCAAUGUGAACAGUUAAUAUGCUUCCUUUUAAUAUGGUGUUUAUGCUGUGCGAAUAUUUUUGCUCUUGACUUCAGAGCUAUGAGUUAAAGGGGAAAAAUGCUCCCUUUUUAGAAAGGCACCUCCUUUCUAAAAGCUAUCCACUUCUCUUUCAGUCCAUUACAAGAAAUGUGUACUUAAUAAUAAGAGGAACUAUGGAAAUUUACUUUGGUAUCAUGUUAAAAUUUAAGUAUAGUGCCAAUUAGCAAGGGAUGGGUUCCUCACCACAAGAGAGAGAUGUGGCAGUAUUCAGGGUCUAUGUUAUGAUCCAUCAAGCUAAUAAUGGUUUGGUGCUUCCCCCUUCUGGGUUUUCUUUUAACAAUGCCAUAAUAACUGAAUUGGACAAACCGUAAUUAGUGUUAGUCUUCAAAACGCAAUUUGAAACCAUGGUUUGAAAUAGCAGUGUAAACCAAGGCUUGGACUUGGGAACUGACCAUAGCUGCCUUAUCAAUCACCACUUGAAACUAUGGUUAGAACAAAUGGCAGAAGAAAUUGGCAUGUGGGACAGGAAGAAGGAUUCUGGUUCAGUCAGAUGGAGUCUAUGUAGACUCCUUUCUCUUGAGACAGUUCAAUUAACAACAAAGAAGAACUGUUGUAUGGCAUAGGUUUUUUGUGGAUUAGAGUCCACAAACUUAUCAGAAUCUUAGAAUGAUCCACUUUUGCGAAUGUAUAAUAAGCUUCAGUUGUAGCUUGAAGGGGUGGAAAGCUCUGGGGUUUCACCCCUAGACUCCAAGCUUAGAGGUGGUCCAGACCUCUUCCUUUUGAUUUCAGGGGGGGGGGGGGGAAGUGUCUUGUUCUUAUGUUUCUGGAAGAACAAAUGACCGGACACUCAAGGCAGUUGGUCACCCCAUUGUUCCUGGCUGUUUCUGAUGCAUGUGAAAAGACUGGGAUGAUUAGCAAUGGUUUAAAGUGGUUUUGAAUUAAAAUGUUUUAUUACCUUAAAAUAUAAAAAAAAUUACCCUUGCUGUUUUGCACUGAAGUUUGAUGACCCAGUCAACACAAUUUCUAGUUACAAGACCGGAUAUUUACUUUGUGUCCUGCUUUUGUUAGUGGGAGUUGCCACUGUUUUCACCUCUCUCUCUCUCUCUCUCUCUCUCUCUCUCUCUCCCUCUCUCUCUCAGCAAGGUACUUGCCUUUUCAAAUAUACCAACACAUUCCUUUUUUGUUCUCAGAAAAAGCUAUGCAAGGAAUGGCAAUUCACUCAUAAUGGAUUGAGUAGGAGGGUGCUUGAGAUUUGUUGAGGCAGACAGAGGGAAAUCUGAAGAAAAAGAAGUUGUAGUAGAUCAGUUUGCAGAUGGCUUUUUACAUGAUCUGUUAUUCCAAAAUUUGUUGUUGGCAUCUGUCUGUGUUGGGACGCGGGUGGCGCUGUGGGUUAAACCACAGAGCCUAGGAAUUGCUGAUCAGAAAGUUGGUGGUUCGAAUCCCCGUGAUUGGGUGAACUCCCGUUGCUCGGUCCCUGCUCCUGCCAACCUAGCAGUUUGAAAGCACGUCAAAGUGCAAGUAGAUAAAUAGGUACCGCUCCGGUGGGAAGGUAAACGGUGUUUCCGUGUGCUGCUCUGGUUUCGCCUGAAGUGGCUUAGUCAUGCUGGCCACAUGACCCGGAAGCUGUACGCCGGCUCCCUCGGCCAAUAAAGCAAGAUGAGCGCCGCAACCCCAGAGUCGGUCACGACUGGACCUAAUGGUCAGAGGUCCCAUUACUUUCACCUUAGCCUCUUCUUCUCCUCCCAAAUAUAUCCCACAAGGCAGCGGAGGCUUAGGAUCAGAGUUUUCCUUCUCCCAGAUGGACUCCCUUCCCAGGUUGAUGAGCCCCACCUGCCCCUCACUUCCCUCUAUAACGUGCAGAAACCACCUUCUUGACCAUUGAACCGACUUGGUCUAUUCAUUCUCCAGAGCCUGUCUUUGCAUGCAGGGAAAGUCCCUGACUCACCAAGGGUUUGAGACCCAUCGGCUACGCUCACCUGGUUUAGCUGGCCAGUGGAAGUCGUUCCCAGGAUGUGACCACUGUCGCAUGCUGACAGCUUCUAAGAGCCACAGGUGAGAGCUUAGUGCAGAGUGAAUGACCAGACUACCUCAGAAGGAGCAUCCCAUGCAUCCUAUUCCAGAAUAAUUGUGCCUUAACUAGCAUCUGACCUUGUUUACAAGGGCUGAUAAAAAAGUGGAGGAAAGCUUUCAGAAUAAAUAGUGGUGGCUUGGCCAUUACCUUAGAUGUGCAGAGAUAAGCCAAACAGGUGCUAGGUUUAGAACGAUGCCUAGUACCAACUCCAGCAUCUUGUCUUUCUCCACCCUACCUGGAGAUGACGGAAACCAAAUGUAUUGCAUGCACAAUAUGUUCUCCGUUAUGGGGUCUUUCCCCACACCUUAUGAUUAAAGGUAUAAAUAAAUAUGAAGUAAGGGCUUGUGCCUUUCUGCAUAUGCAUAUUGUAGCCAUAUUCUGCAAACACCGAAGAAUGAAUGUGAUUGCUAGAAUGUGCUAUUGGCACAGCAUUUGGGGCCCGUUGGUUCUCUGCAUUUUGCUUAACCUGGGCAUUUUAACGCAACAGACUUUGUGUUUGUUUCUUGCUGACUGCCACCCACGUAAUAGAAAAUUAUGGAAGUCAGUAAAAUAAAAUAAAAAUAAAAUCACAAACUGACUGCCUCUGGCGUCACAAGAGCAAGAUUAUGCCACUUAGCGCGCGCCCCCAUCUCUCACUUAACAUUUGUGAUCUCUGAAUAAUUUUUGUAUCCCUUGAGGGGUGGUCUAUAUCACCCUUUAAAUGUAAUUAGCCAUAGAACAAUGCAGGGUGUUGAACAGACUCACUUAGAACCUGCUCCUGUAUUAACAAAAAAAACCCAAAGCCCCAAAGCCAGAGAGGCAGUCUGACUCAAGGCAGGCUUCCUGUGUUCCCUUUACUUAAAUAGUUUAUUGAAUUAUAUACAGUCUAUGGUGUCUGAAAGUUGUUUAUCUUACCUAGGAAUAGUUUGCUUCACUGUAAAUUAAAAUAGAACAUUUCCUGACUUCCUUCUGUUCCUAGUAUAAUUUUAUUUAGUCCAAUUAUGGCGCUAAUGUGAGCAAUUACCUAUAUGCAUAAAGGAGGCUUUCAGUAAUCCUUGUGAAAAUGAUCUGUCACUCAAGCAGCUUAUUUGCAGAAUUCUGAGGUCUAGCAACGAUAAAACCACAAAGUUAAGAGAGAGAUACAAACCCAGCGCAAUAAAACAAGCUCAGUAUAAUACUGUGUACAGCACAGAACUGAAAACACCUGCAGGGACAGAGUUUGGUAAUAUGGCGUCCUGAGCUGACAAAAUUUGGUGUGUCCUCCCCCCCCCCCCAUAUUUCUUAUUUUCACAACAAUUCCUUUUGGUCCAAUUGCUUUUAAAAAGGAUCAUAUCAAUAGGUACCCGAAUAAAUAUAGGUGUAGGUGUUGUUGUUUUGUUUUGUUUUAUUUUUAUUUUAUUUUAUUUUAUUUUAUUUUAUUAUGCACCCCCUUGGCUUGGCACCCUGUGUGUGCGAACCACUUUCACUAUCCUAAAUCUGGCGAAGAACACCCAUGAAAUGUGUACAUCAAAACUGCCAGCUGUAUCAUGGGAACUUCAGUUCUUAAAAGACCCUGGAGAACAGAAGAAUCUUAAAUUAGUGCUAAGAAGGCAACAGUUGGGGAACUUUGCUAUGGGACACAUUCCAUCGUUGAGGGGCUGCUACUGAAAAGGCCUUAAAACUGGGAAACAUCAUCUAUUUGGGUAGAAGGCACAAUCUAUAGUUUUCUUAUAAUAUGAAUAUUCCUGUUUUAACAAAUGCGUUCUUUUUGUGUACAAAUAUGUUAACGUUAAAGCCUGUUUUCAAUAUUGGCAGAUGUUUUUAUUCAGACUGUCCCUAUGGAUCGAGAUAAAAUCUGUUCCCCCUGCAGAAAUGAUCAAUUACUUGUCCUGGUCGUAUAAAAUUAAGUCGGUCUUGUUCAGUGCAUAAGGAGCUGAUAGAUCUGGGGGAGUAUUAAGACCGCUUUGCAAGUUAAUGCAUAACAUUGAUUUCCCUUUGUAAGCUGCCUUUUUAGCAGUGUUUGAUCUGUAUCUCCAGUAUUUAACCACUUAGUCCACUUAGAAACAAAUUUAUUUUGGGAGUUACACUUCAGUUCUCAGCAGGUAUUACAAGAAUGCCUUGCUUUGGUCUCUUAAGGGUGAUGUAGUUGGGACUCUCUUAACAAGAAAUCUUGAAUGGGCCGCAGAAGCACAUGCUCACUACCUGUGCAGAUCAAAUUUCCAUCCUAAGAUUCUUAAACAAGGAUUUUGAGCUAUACUGGUUACGCAGCAAGCUUGUGGCCAAAAUACAGUGGUACCUCGGGUUAAGUACUUAAUUCGUUCCGGAGGUCCGUACUUAACGUGAAACUGUUCUUAACCUGAAGCACCACUUUAGCUAAUGGGGCCUCCUGCUGCUGCUACGCCGCCGGAGCACGAUUUCUGUUCUCAUCCUGAAGCAAAGUUCUUAACCUGAAGCACUAUUUCUGGGUUAGCGGAGUGUGUAACCUGAAGCGUAUGUAACCUGAAGCGUAUGUAACCCGAGGUACCACUGUAAGCAGUCUGGCAACCAUGGAAUUUGCUUGGUCACUUGAAUUUUUUCCCUGCCUCACUUGCAUUCUGAAAAGUGCUCAAGGCUUGGGGGUUAACCACUUGUAAACUGGUCAUCCGCAUUAGCAAUCCAGAACACAUGAUAAAAGAGCAGAGGAGGUAUAUUCCCUGAACUAUAGAGUCUUGUGAGUAGAGUUGUCUUUAAAGAACCAGGUUUUCAGAUUAGAAGUUUAAUAAUAUUUCAGAUUAGUGUUGCACAUGGUGUGUGUGUGUGUGUGUGUGUGUGUGUGUGUGUGUGUUGUGUGUAUUGAAAGGUUUAAAUAUUUGCUUAUGUCUAGCAUUUGUAACAUUCAGUUAUUCUUUCCUGUUUCAAUAAUAACAUAAAAUGUAAAUGUAGUCUAGACUUCAUUUCAGACCGAGGAGAUGUCUGCUGAAAUAUACAGGACAGAGGGGAAGGCUAAAGAUGGGAUUUUGCUCUCCAGCAUUAGCCAUGUGGCAAAUUGGUACAUCUGCAUUUCCCCUUGGGCAGCCUUAACCACAGUUAGAGCAGAUGCGCUUCCACCCUUCUGCUUUAAUCACAGUUAAGGAAGUGGAUGCAACUCUCUGGUCUGCUCCGGUUUCUUAAAUUUGAUUGACACCCAGCAUUAAAUUGGUACAGAGCUACAAGAGACAAGACUGAAGCAGUGAAUUGAACUGUUUUGGCAGGUUCAGGUUACAAUGAACUCUUCUUCAGACAGGAGUUAGUCUCAGGUUAUACUAGCAACCUCUCAAGCUCUCAACACAGAUGGUUUCCCUCUCCUUCCAGACCCUGGACAAGUCUGGAUUUAUCCAUUGCAGAAUGGUUAGCUUAGGUAAGUAAAUACAUGCAGGGAAGUCUCUAUCUUAAAUUUGAUCUUGGAAAACUGUGGGUUAGGUGGGAAGCCCCACAUUGCGUGAAAUCUUGAUGUCUUGGUUGUGUUCACAAGCCACUGCAAAGCCAGUUGUACUAAUUCUGUAUCUGCAUACUAAAUAGGGCAUUCUUAGAUGGAUAAAAGUAUAUUUGAGCUCUCAGAUUUGCUCCUGUGUGCAUUUCCCUCCAUUUUAAUAAUUUUAUAUUAAAUUUAAAAAUUUAAAACCUUAAUUUUUGCUUCCUUAAAUCCCUCAUUGCUGGCUUUUAUUUCUGCUUGCUGACCUGGGGUAAGAAGGCAGGAUUCCAUUUCUAAGGUGCCGGUAAACAAUGCCAGUGUGAAAUUCACGUGCUGUAAAAGGAUGCCUGUGGUCACAUUUUGUUUCCAUCUGACUAAUUCAAUACACUUGCUGUGUAGUGUCCUGCCUUCUUUGCUCCCCCUUUCUGUACAGUCUCGUGCACACACAGUGUACAUUGGCCUUGCAAGUUGCCGUUGUGAAUAAUUUACUUUAAGGAACAAGAGAUCGAAGUCAAUACAGUUCUAAAAGACUCAAGUUACACCUUACAGAUAAUGGCUACUUGCGCAUUGCAAACCUGUGUACGUUUACGCAAGGGAGCCAUGUCGUACAAAGGGCUGUUCUGAACUGUGCUCAGUUGAUGCAUACAUAUGCCAGUGUGUCCUUCCUUUAGCUUGCUUUUACACAUACUUGUAUGGAGUGAUUUGAGGGUCUGUCACAGUGCAUACCUUUGUGUACUAUAAUUUUAGUAUCGUUGGGAUUAAUGCACUGACUUUAGUUGGGGAAGGGGCAAGAAUCAAAGGCAGUUGCAAUUUAGUCAUCAGCCUCGUAAAUUAGCCGAUGAAAGGUCUUUUGCAUGAUAAUGAAAUAAAUAAUGGAUCACUGGUGAUAUAAAUUCAAACGUUGUUUUUGGUAGCUAUGCUCUUUUCAAAGGCCUUCUGCAUAAUAAUAAUGUGUUUUGAAGGGUUUUUCUACUUGAGAAACUAUUAGUAAUAGAAAUUCCCCCUCCCCACCUCUAAAUCUAACAAAGCCUCUCUUCCUCUGACCCCACCUUCAAUGAAUUGGAGCAAGAAUAUAAAGGACUGGCUUCACUGUUUUAAAAACAAAAUGGCAUGUCUGGCUCAAAAUAGUUAACCUUGUGCCCCAGCACACGUGCUGGGUUCCACCCAACUUUUGGGGGGGCUUGUUGCACAUGUGUGAUGUCAUGCAUUGGAAGGGGGACCAGCAGGGUCCGUUGUGGCCACAGGAAGGCCCGAUGGGAACUGCUGCGGGAGGGCCCGACGGAGACUACCGCAGCUAUGCGGGACCUGCCCCCCGCUUGAAUUUUUUGGGGUGCCUCGGCCUCCCCGGUCCCCCCAAUGGCACCCCAGUACCUGGUAGAAUUUUUGCGUGUAUUUGAGCAGAAGUCUCAAGUGAUUCAGGAAAGUCAUGCAGGCAAUCCCAGAGUGUCUUCCUGUUUGUAAGGCUUCCUCUGUCUGUUGGGUAUGUCUUUCAAACUUUUUUGGAAAUACUCUUUGUGAGAAAUGUUCCCUCGCAAGCCUAGGUGAACUGAUAUUUUUGGCCUCAAUAUAAGACCCUCUUUGGGACCCUUUAACAUACGUACAAUGAACACGCAGGAUGAAGAAGCUUCACCCCUAAGACUGUACAUUCGGACUGCGUAAUUUGGAACUUGGUGAAAGUCAAAGCUCCCAAUUGUGUAUAGAGGUCCCUACUUGCAUUUCCUUGUGUGCUCACAGGUUCUCUUCAGAUUUUUAAAUGUACAUGCUUAGGUGUGAGGUGGAGUCUUGCCGCCACAUUCCUCUUUUCCAGCCCAUGCACUUUUGUUCAGACUACACUGAAAAUCUGAAGAGGGUUCAUGUAUUGACUUAGCACAUAUUAAAGUUGGGGUAUGUAAUUCAAAUAUGGGUGUUAUGCCUAGACUGUGAGGGAUAAAGUAUUCCUCCUUUGAGAACCAUGUUCACGAAUUCUUAGGUUUUUUGCAUGUAUCCCCCUCAACAAAAAACAUAUACAGUACACUACACUAACAAAGUUCAUUUGAGAAGAGAAGCCAAAUUCUGCAGCCAAUGUAAAACGCACACAUGGAUUUGCUUGAAUUUUCUGAUUUUGCAUCAUGUAUUCCAUAGGUUUUGCUGCUUGACACCAUUUAUUCUUUUAGUCAUAUGUAGGGGCAAUGAUUUAUGAGAGACAGUAAAACCUCACCCUCCCUGUAGAGCAGUGUGUUCAACAACUUACAUUCAAAUAAUUUAUUUAUUAAACCAGUCAAUGUAUCUCUCAAGCAAAGUUACACAGACUUCCCUGGCUUCAAACGUCUCCAGGCAUUACAGAAACUCUCUCAGAUAUAACUUUACAAACAAAGAGGCUACUGGUUUUUGUGUGUGUGCUAUUGUGAAAACGUAGCAUUACCUACAUGGGCAAUGUUCUUAAAUCUUUGUCCUUAGCCCUUUUAAAUGGGAGGACUAAUACUGACAUACCAGUGUACAGCUGGGUUCAUAAUAUUUUGCAUGUGUCCCAGUUCUCCAAACAAUGAGAACUCAAGGGGCACAGUGUACGCAGGUCCUAUUCCCUUGGAACGAGGUCACUGGAGGAGACUUGCUAGUGUUUGUGGUGUUUGUUGGUGAUUUAUAUACACAUAUAUAUACAGGUUGAGCAUAGGGGAAUAUAUACCACUUAACACAAGCAAAUGCCCUAAAUUCACUGCUCCCUCUUCAAAUUCCGAGUGAAACCACAAGCUCCUGUAAGAUCAUUGCAUAAAGCAGUCCACCUUUUUCUGUAUGUCUUCUCUCAGCUUAAUUUAAACUGCUUCUUUCAAACAGACACUGAGUUUGCACAUUCUACAGCCAAUUUCCAAAUUGCUCUCCCCGCCAGAAGGGUCUCCAACAAGUCUCUUGUAAAAGGUAAAGGGACCCCUGACCAUUAGGUCCAGUCGUGGCCGACUCUGGGGUUGCAGUGCUCAUGUCGCUUUAUUGGCCGAGGGAGCCGGUGUACAGCUUCUGGAUCAUGUGGCCAGCAUGACUAAGCUGCUUCUGGCGAACCAGAGCAGUGCACGGAAACGCCGUUUACCUUCCCACUGGAGCCAUACCUAUUUAUCUACUUGCACUUUGACGUACUUUCGAACUGCUAGGUUGGCAGGAGCAGGGACCGAGCAACGGGAGCUCACCCCAUCGCGGGGAUUCGAACCGCCAACCUUCUGAUCGGCAAGUCCUAGGCUCAGUGGUUUAACCCACAGCGUCACCCGCGUCCCUAAGUCUCUUGUACUUGGCCAUUAUUAUUUUUUACAUAACAAACGAAGACCUGUUUGGCAGGUUUGACCAAUUACAUAGUCCUUCACAGCCUCACUUUUUAGAAUUUACAUUUUUAAUAUACUGAAAUAAGAGGUUUGGGGACCCUCAGUUGGCAAUCACAAUUUAACAGAACACCUUUUAUGCAACCUUAUGUAAACAUAGCAUAUAUCUAAGAAUUUCCCUUCCUGUUUCCAUUUUUGAAAAGUUACUUUCUUUUAUGGAGCUAGGGUGGUCAUAUUCUCUGAUCACUGCGCAAUUGAAGAGGAUGAUUGAUUUUUUACAGUACCGGAAUGCUUAUCCACCAUAAUGGCCUUUUGUCCCUCCAUCAGGUUCCAUAGGGUUGGAAUAUAAUUUCACAAGAUAUUGAUGUCCUUGAACCUCAGAUAUUUAUCUGAGAUAUAUUAAAAUGGCUGACAGUCUCUGCCCCAAAGUCUGUAAUUUUAGGGCAGGACCACAUGUGAUCUCUGAGUGGGUAGCACAUGGGCAACAUUGCCUGUGCUUCAUAUCUUUUUGGGAAAGCCAUUGUGGGGUUUGGUAAGCUCUGAAUAUGACUCUUCGCUGUAUAAGGCCCAGCCUGAUACCCAGAGAGAUCAAUCUCAUGGAUGCCAGCAUUGCUUUCCAGGUACCUGAUAUUCCAUUUGACCAAUCCUCUCUCUUUUCAUUGAGGUCAAGUUGUCUUGUCCAUUAAGGUUCAAUGUAAAUAUGUUAUUGACUUAGGACGUUGUCAAAGGUUAUUAAAGACUGGGGUUUCAGAGGCACUCGGUGCUUCCAGCUCAAAUAAUGGGUGUUUCAGUUGUAUAUGUAGCUAGCCUGUUGACUGUGGGAGGCCAAGAGGUUCCACUAGAUUAGGAAAAGAGAGAAAUCACUGGAAGCAAUCAGUUGGUCCACGUCCUAACUUUACAACUAUAGUAUCUCUGGAGUUGGAAGAACUGCUCUAUAUUCUUAUAGCCAGGGCUUUUUUUCAGCCAGAACUUGCUGAAACUCAGUUCCGGCCCCUCUCAGGUGGGUGCCAUUGCCAUUAUAAAAGAACAAGCGAUUUCCAGCACCUCUUUUUCUAGAAAAAUAGCACUGCUUAUAACUAUAUAAAUCAUAGGCCAGAAUGACUAAGUUGUAUUUUUAUUGCAGCACCAAAGUCAUGCUGUGGUAGAAAAAUGACUUUAUCACUUUUCUUUGCAUUGUUUCCAUAGAGGGGAUUGUGAUAUUUGCAGUGACCUUGCCUAUAAGAACUUCUGAGUUAGAGAUGUGCAUGACGUUCUUUGAAAUCCAGAAACAUGCUGGUUUCUAUUUUAGAAGAGUUUGAAUUCCCUUCCUGCCUUUUAUUUUGGGAAGAAGAAGAAGAAGAAGAGUUUGGAUUUGAUAUCCCGCCUUUCACUCCCUUUAAGGAGUCUCAAAGCGGCUAACAUUCUCCUUUCCCUUCCUCCCCCACAACAAACACUCUGUGAGGUGAGUGGGGCUGAGAGACUUCAGAGAAGUGUGACUGGCCCAAGGUCACCCAGCAGCUGCAUGUGGAGGAGCAGAGACGCGAACCCGGUUCCCCAGAUUACGAGACUACCGCUCUUAACCACUACACCACACUGGCUCUCGAUGCGGGAGCGGAUGCUUUGUUUGAAUUGACUCCUUUUCUUGGGAGAAAUAUCUUUUCUAUAUUGAUGUAGGCUGCUGGGUGAAAAUCAGCAGGUCUCGAGGGCUGUCUCCCACCAAUAGCCUUAAAAGUAGAACAGGGUACUGAAAUGUGUGUUUACUUGUUUUGUUUCCGUAAACUUCCAAUUGCCGUGUUGUGGCCACUGGGUUUUAACAUACAAGUGUUCCAAAAGUCCUCUGUGGACAACUUUUGUUUGUUCAGAUCUAUGGUACUUGGUUUUAUAGUGUGUUUUUCUCCACCAGAAAAUAUUCCAAUGAAAGUUAACCAAAAAACCCACCAAGCUCAACAUGGCACAAACACUUGGAAACAGACUUUAAAUUCACACCAUUGGCUUUCUAAUACAUAUUUUGGAUCUCUCUGUGCCAUUCAAAUGCCUCACAGUCUAUUUUGGGUGCGAGACAACACAUGUCAAUAUCUCCCUUGAAAAUUGGGGUUCCAAACUGGACAAACGUAUUCCUGAUAUAAAGGGACAUGUUAAGUGAUAUGAAUAUGCUAAUAGGGAUCAGUUAACAGCAGCUCUUUGGUCUGAGUGUCUUAGUUUUUGUCUAUUAGGCCCACCCAACUUGCAGAAAAUGUUCACUCGAAGUUCGUGGGGAACAAAAGUUGAAUGGCUAUCUUUUCUUUUGCAGAACCUCGAGGAUUUUUUGACCACUCUUUAAACUGCAUAACGGAGAGAAGACUACAAGGCACUUGCCCACCAAUUGGCCGUGGAAGUUUUGGGAAGCCGUUCUUUGGUACAAACUGUUUCAGUUCCCCAUUUAUUAAUUCCCGGACUGGUUUCCACACAAUUCAUUCCGAGAACAGCCCAGUGAAGCCGAGGAUUGUCACUGUCGUAAAACCUUGUGGGCACACAGUGAGGAAGAUAACGCUGCUCCUAAAUCGCCGAUCUGUCCAGACAUUUGAACAACUGAUCGCUGACAUCUCAGAAGCCCUUGGGUUUCCACGCUGGAAGAAUGACCGCGUGAGAAAACUGUAUAAUUUGAAGGGAAGGGAAAUCCGAAGUGUUUCUGACUUCUUUAGAGAAGGCGAUGCCUUUAUAGCUAUGGGAAAGGAACAGCUAACCCCAAAGAACCUGGAGGCUGCAAUCCAAGAGCUUUUCCCUGACAACCCCUAUGCACCCCGCACUGGAACCACACAAAACUGGGAACAAACUCAGAAACCCAAAAACAGGCUGUAUGAAAAGUCUUCCAAACUGGAAAAGAGCCUUGAGCCCAUAGCUGCCAAGAACUGUCUGGAUGCCAUAUCUCCUAAACUAAUUAAUAGGCAUGAAGUGAAAGUUCAGACCAAGGUCAGGCAAGAGGAGAAGGUGAGGACCAAAAAGAGGUGGGUCAGAGAUAACUGGAAUGAAGAGCAAGAUGCAAAGCCAUCUAGAAAAGCGAGAGAAUGCGAGAGAUAUUUUAAUCAAGAGAAAUGCCUUGAAAGUGAAGCAGAAAAGAGUUCGGACAUGAUGGUGAGAUGUGAAAAGUGCCAAAGAGAAAGGGAACUCAGGCAAAAAUUGCAGAAGGAAAGACAGACUGAUCUUCCAUUUGAGAGCAGGGACUUGAGUAUGAGAACGUGUCAGAGAUAUCAUGUAGAAAGGCCAGUGAAAUUGAGAAAUUGCAGGAAAUUGUCAGAAAGCUCCGCGGAAGAGGGCAAAAUUACAUGGAACGAUGCUGCUUGUCAAAGUACCUGGACAGCCCCUCUCAGCCAUGCCAAAAAAGACUCAGAGAAGCUAAAAAGGAGCGUUGACAGAGAGCAAACUCUGGAAAGCCAUAAGAAUCAUGAUGAAGAACUGGGAAAGAUGAAGCCCAUAGAAAGUCAGCGUACCAUAGUAGGAGAUGCCUAUGAAUUGAAGAAGGAGCACCGAAAAUGUUCUAGAGUGAACCAAAGCUGUUGGUUGAUCAAGGGUUCUCGGACAGAUAAUGAAAAACCAUUGAAAAUUCAGGGGAAUAAGGAAGAGGUACGGAAACCGAAGGAGGAAGCUAAUGGAGGAGAAGAGAAAGUAGGUCAUAGUGAGGGUGAACCGAUUAGGCAUGAAAAGGAGGAAGAACAUAAAGUCAUCAAAGAGAUUAACAAGACGCGUAGGGCCAGUGACGCGAAGCUGAGACAUGAUGUCUCAAGCAGAGCAGAUGUGGAGAAGAGCUAUGAGAUUGGCAGAACCAUUGGAGAUGGGAACUUUGCUGUUGUGAUGGAGUGUCAUCACCGCAACACUAAUCAGAACUAUGCUAUGAAAAUCAUCGAUAAGUCCAAGCUGAAAGGGAAGGAAGACAUGCUUGAAAAUGAAAUACUGAUCAUAAAGAGCCUUUCCCACCCAAACAUUGUCAGUUUGAUUGAAGUAUUUGAAACCGAUGCAGAAAUAUACCUAAUCUUGGAGUACGUUCCCGGUGGGGACCUGUUUGAUGCCAUAAUCGAGAGUGUGAAAUUCACAGAACGUGAUGCUGCUCUCAUGAUAACUGAUCUGUGCGAAGCUCUCGUCUAUAUUCACGGCAAGAACAUUGUCCACAGAGAUCUUAAGCCAGAAAAUCUUCUGGUAAGUAUUGGGAAAUGUGCCGGGAGGGGGGCGGGGCGGCGUCUAUGGGGUUGUUGUUUUUAUUUUGAUUAUAUAUUUUGUGGUAUUAUAUUCUGAUUUAGUUCUGUGAACCGCCCUGAGACCUCUGGGUCUAGGGUGGUAUAUAAAUUCAAUCAAGCAAUCAAUAAUAAUAAUAAUAAUAAUAAUAAUAAUAAUAAUAACUGAGGGGUUGUACUUGUUGGGUAUGCUCUUUUUGGACAAAAAUACUAAUUUUCAGGAAAUGGAUAUACACUGUAAGGUGUGAACGUUAGGAUGCUAUUUCUGGAAUGAGAGCCGCAGAAUAACUUCUAAUAUCCUUGCUUGGGACACAACUGACACCAUUUUGCACUCAGAGUUGUACGUUGCAAAAAUGCAAUGUGCAGUGCUUAUAAACCACCCUUGCAAAUAAGUCCACAAAAACUACUAUCCCACAAAACCCUUACUGGCCUGCCUAUCCAUGCUUCUGUUGCUAAUUAGUGUCAGCUAUAGUGACACCUUGAAAAUUAACAAUAAUCAACCCUCUUUCAGUAUACAAAACUUCCUCUGUGCCCUCUCAUCGGUAGGUAACUUGUACCUUUCUCUGUUAUUCAGGCAAGUGACUUUUUACAAGCUUGCUAUAAAUACCUGUUUGAUAUGGGUAUAUGCUGCAUGGAGCUUCUGACCGGCUGUGGUUCUCUCUAGUUUGUGCACAUAUGGAGAGAUUCUUAAGUCUUCAGGCCCUAUAAUGUGAAGACUCCCUCAGAGCGCAUUAUUCUAGGUCUUGCCUAGCUAUACUAGAUGCUGGGGGUACAGUUUUUGUUUGUUACCAUAUUACAUAUAUUUGUGUUCUUAUAUUGUAAAUCACCCUGCCAUCCUCGGAUGAAGGGCAGCAUAGAAGUUUAAAUAACAACAACAUUAACAACAUCAGUUUUAUUGUUUGUACCCUGUCCAUCCGACUGGGUUGCCCUGGUCACUCUGUGCGGCUUCCAACAUACAGUAGAACCUCUACUUACGACCGCCUCUACUUGGGCCCGAUCCAAGUUGUGACCGCGGCAACCCGGAAGUAAGUACCAGGUUUGCUGCGAUACAGGCGCAUGCGCACAACGACGCUUCUACCAGCGACCUGUUUCGCCUAAAGGACGGGCCGCCGGAACGGAUUAUGGUGGUAAGUAGAGGUUCCACUGUAUAUAGAAACAUAAAACGUUAUACAUUAAAAAGCUUCCCUAUACAGGGCUGCCAUCAGAUGUCUUCUAAAAGUUAUGCAGUUAUUCAUCUCCUUGACAUCUGUUGGGUGGGCAUUCCACAAGGUGGGUGCCACUACCGAGAAGGCCCUCCCUGUAGUGACACUUCUUGAAGUGAGGGAACCACUAGAAGGCCCUUGGUGGUGUUUAAAGGUUUAACUUAAAGGUAAAUAGGCACAUUAAACAGCUUUUGUGUGGCUCCCUGGGUUUGCUUUUGUUCUUUAACGAAAAAUCCACAGGUUUCAUAAGAGAAUAACUUGUACUUGCAAGGAAAAAUAUACUGACUAGAACAGAUACCUUAUGUACUGGCACCUCAUUUGUUUUUGUCUCUUUCUUUUUAGUCUGUGAUACUGAAGUUCAGUGAUUACAUCUCUUUUCCUCCCACAUAUCUCCUCUCAAACUCGCAGCCGUACUUCUUCUUCCACCCCCUUUCUCUGAGAUUGAUUUUCUGUACCCAGGGCUUGAAAAUUCAAGGAAGCUAAAACAAUAAAUAGCAGAUUUAUAGCCUCCCUCGGACAUAAAACCUUCCUAGCGAACCAGAAACCUGAACGUCCCCCAUCCAAAACACAUACUUGAUGCAUCUGAGUAAGAAGUGUUGAUUUAACUGUUUGUUGUGACAGGAGGCAGAGCAGGCAGAUUCUGGUAGUCUCCAGCUCUCGUCUAGGCUGGCUUCCCCCUCCCCUCUGCUGAAAACAGCCACAUAGGUAAAUUGAGGUGGUGGGGCCUUUCUAGUGGUUAGCAGCGAAGAUGGAUGUGCAGUUGGGGACCAGGAAAAGGAAGACAGGAGGCAAGGACCACCACCAGCAGCCUGCCUCAUCCCAGUAAAAGCACCCUUGGUGUAGAACUGGGAAGGCCAAGGUAUUUGAGGUCUAUCCGUGAUGGGAGUGGGCAUGGAUAUGUGGGUAGAUGGGCAGAGGUUGACAAGUGGAACCAGUUGUUUCUGAUGAGGCAUUUGCCUGUAGUUCUUCUCUCCGUUAUAUGAAUAUAUUUGCUAGUUAAAGUCCCUCCUUCCGUCUAGUUUGCCUGAUUCUUCCUUUGAAUUUGAAUCACCCGACACCACCUGCUUAAUAAACGGUCUGAUAAUGCUUUUGCAUAGCAUUUCAGCCCCUUGCCCACGCAAAAUUGUACAAAAGAGAAUGCAAAGGAUGAAACACAUUGCCAGUUAUAGAAUCAUAGAAAUGUAGGGAACACUGAGGGUCGUCUAGAUCCACCCCUGCAAUUCAGGAAUCUCAACUAAAGCAUCCAGGACGGAUGGCCAUCCAACCUCUGCUUGAAAACCUCCAAGGAAGGAGAGUCCACCACCUUCCACACUUGAGAUUAAUUUGCAUUGCAUAAGCACACUUCAGUUUCUUUGACAAUAGCAAGUUGGAAAUGGAGAUUACACCUAGAUGCUAAUAGAAGCUUAAGCGGUUAUAGAGAAAAGAAUACAGUGGUACCUCAGGUUAAGAACUUAAUUAGUUCUGGAGGUCUGUUCUUAACCUGAAACUGUUCUUAACCUGAAGCACCACUUUAGCUAACGGGGCCUCUUGCUGCCGCCGUGCCGCCGGAGCACGAUUUCUGUUCUCAUCCUGAAGCAAAGUUCUUAACCCGAGGUACUAUUUCUGGGUUAGUGGAGUCUGUAACAUGAAGCGUAUGUAACCUGAAGCAUUUGUAACCCGAGGUACCACUGUAUUGACAAGGCUUUGUGCUGUUCCAUUGGUUUUAUGCAGGCCUGGGAAUAUAGAGGGAGUCUAGUUCCUGCAAAUGUUUUGAAAUAAUAAUGUAGUAUUGCCAUCUUGUGUUGUAAAGAGAUACAGCAUAGAGAAAUGCAAAGAUUUGAAGCGUGCAGCCGUGGGCACUUGUUCUUUCCCUGAAAUCACUAGUGACCUGCUAACCAGGUUACUGUAAAGACUUGCACAUAAAUUCAUACUGUAAUUUGGAAUAUAAUUCUGUCAUUUGAGAUAUAGUUAUGAUAUAAGUAAAAAAACCUGCUCCUUUUCCCUUAUGGGAUACCCAAGAGCCCAUAUAGAGUCCUUUUGUAGGUUCUCUAUCGGUAGGAGAAAAUAACACGAGACCAACCAGAGAAUAUUGAGAAGCAAAGCAGCUAGUAAGCCUGAUCUUUAUUAACUGUUGCAACAGGGUGAUCCCCCACGCGCAGGAGAGAGGAGGAGGAACCCCAAGCCAUGCGCGCAAGCCCUUAUAUAGACUUUUUAAAAAAAUUUUUUUAUAAAGUAUUUAUUGAAGUUUAAACAUUGCAAAAAAAACAGAAGAAAAACAAAAGAAAAAUAUGAGCAAUAAACAAUUACAAAGCCUCGAAAACAAAAAUAAAUACAAUAGUACAAAACAUCAACAAUACAAAAAGAAAAAGAAAACAAAACAAAAGCAUUUAAAGAAAAAAAGAAAAACCCAAAAGAGAACAAACGAACAUACAAAAGAACCACAUAUUUUCAUAUCCUUAUCUUUCAUUUGCUUAUUUCCUCGACUUCCUCACACCUCCUUUUUUUGUAUUCUAGUUCAAUUAAAUAUUCCAGCAAGUCCUUUCCCUCUUUCACAAAUUUAGUUCCAUGAUUUAACUUAACAUAGUUUUUAGACUUAAAUUUACCUCUUUACCCAAUGUCAAUCUAUUCAUACUUGAUUCUUUAUAAUAUUUCUACCAAAGUCAUAUAACUUCUUUCCAGCAUCUUUCUAACAUUCAUUAAGUUUAGAAUAUUUCUGUAAAUAAGCUUUGAAUUUUUUCCAAUCUUCUUCCACCGACUCUUCUCUCUGGUCUCGGAUUCUGCCAGUCAUUUCCGCCAGUUCCAUGUAGUCCAUCAGCUUCAUCUGCCAUUCUUCCCUGGUAGGUAGGUCUUGUGUCUUCCAAUGCUUUGCAAUGAGUAUUCUUGCUGCUGUUGUAGCAUACAUGAAAAAAACUCUGUCCUUCUUUGGCACCAAUUGGCCCACCAUGCCCAGGAGAAAGGCCUCUGGUUUCUUUAAGAAGGUAUAUUUAAAUACCUUUUUCAUUUCAUUAUAAAUCAUCUCCCAGAAUGCCUUAAUCUUUGGGCAUGUCCACCAAAGGUGAAAGAAUGUGCCUUCAGUUUCAUUGCAUUUCCAACAUUUAUUAUCAGGCAAAUGAUAAAUUUUUGCAAGCUUGACUGGUGUUAUGUACCACCUGUAAAUCAUUUUCAUUAAAUUCUCUUUUAAGGCAUUGCAUGCCGUAAACUUCAUACCAGUGGUCCAUAACUGUUCCCAGUCAGCCAUCAUAAUAUUAUGUCCAACAUCCUGUGCCCAUUUAAUCAUAGCAGAUUUCACCAUUUCAUCCUGAGUAUUCCAUUUCAAUAGCAAGUUAUACAUUCUUGACAGAUUCUUAACUUUAGGGUCCAACAAUUCUGUUUCCAGCUUUGAUUUUUCCACUUGAAAACCUAAUUUUUUGUCCUGAUUAUAUGCCUCCAUUAUUUGAUAAUAAUGGAGCCAAUCUCGCACUCUGUUUUUUAAUUUUUCAAAGCUCUGUAAUUUUAAUCUGUCACCCUCUUGUUCCAAGAUUUCCCAAUACUUCGGCCAUUUGGCCUCCAUAUUGAGUUUUUUCUGGGCCUUUGCCUCCAUAGGUGACAGCCAUCUUGGUGUUUUAUUUUCUAACAAAUCCUUAUAUCUUAUCCAGACAUUAAACAGUGCUUUUCUUACAAUAUGGUUUUUGAACGCUUUGUGUGCUUUGACCUUAUCAUACCACAAAUAUGCAUGCCAACCAAAUACAUUAUUGAAACCUUCCAAGUCCAAAACGUCCGUAUUUUCAAGAAGCAUCCAUUCUCUCAGCCAGCAAAAAGCAGCUGAUUCAUAAUAAAGUUUUAAGUCUGGCAGGGCAAAUCCACCUCUUUCUUUAGCAUCAGUUAAAAUCUUAAAUUUUAUACAGGGCUUCUUGCCCUGCCAGACAAAUCUGGAAAUAUCUCUCUGCCACUUCUUGAAACAGUCCAUUUUGUCCAAAAUUUGCAGUGAUUGGAAGAGAAAUAACAUUCUUGGCAAUACAUUCAUUUUUAUCACAGCAAUUCGGCCUAGCAACGAUAACUUCAAAUUUGACCAAAUUUCUAAAUCUUUUUUCAUUUCAGUCCACUUAUAUAGACAUUUUUAAUUGCCUGCCCUGGAGUCCAACACCACCCCCAGAAACAUCAUACAUACAUACAUCACAGAAGGGGUGUAGCCCAAGAUCCCCCAAUACAUCAUACCUACAUCACAGAAAAGGCGGUCUACAACAGAAAUCUGAGUGCAUUGUUUAUCUACUGUCUGGCAAGUUACCUGAUUGCAUUAUCUGGGUUUUGGCCACUCUUUUGUUACUCAGUUCUGAAUCCAGGUCACAGGCUCACACCCUAUUCAUAUCUUAAAUGUGCCCUUAAGACAGGAUUUGUGAAAGAGGCAAUGGGGAGAUUUCCCAUUUCCUUCGACCUUGCAGAGAAAUAUUUGAGGUCAUUUUGGGAGAGAGAAAAUGGUUUCAGGACUUUUCUGUGGGUUUCAGACAGGUGGUUUACAUAUUUGUGUUUGCUUAGUACUUUUAUGAACAUUUAUUUUAUAUAUAAGAUGUCAAAAUUCUUAUAACAGUUACAAGGACCUACCUUGUACAAAUGAUUCAUCUAGCAGCUCAUUAUAGCCUACUCUGACUGAAAUUAGUCUCCACAGAAUCCUAGGGAGAUGUUUUCCCCAAUAUGCUUUUUAUCUGGAGUCCAGAGAUUGAAUCUGGGACCUUUUCAUAUACAAAGCUUUACCACUUAGGACUAAGCUAUGAUCAUUGCUCCAGAACACUGUCCAAGGUAUUAAAACCCCCGCUAGGAAAGGCCUGAUGAAGUAUAGUCGCUUACUUAAACUACAGGGUCAGUGUUAAUAAUAAUAAUAAUAAUAAUAAUAAUAAUAAUAAUAAUAAUAAUAAUAAUAAAUGGGCAGGGGGGAAUCGUAUCUGUGGACUUUUUGUGAACCAGCAAAGAUAUUUAUAACCGCUUCAUGACAUCGCAGUGUGUGGCAAGGGAAAACUCACAAGUGACAGCCAGCUAUAUAUGAUGUGCUUUUCCCCACCUGCAUGUGCUGUAGAAAUAAAUGCUACUCUUCCUUUGGAAAGCCCGUGUUAAGUUUGUGUUAAGGCAAAAGUUAUUUGUUUUCUUAUAUUCUUAAGGUGCAGCUUGUUCUGAAUUUUUUUUUGUUUCUGCACAGGUCCAGCGUAAUCCAGACAAAACUACCACAUUGAAACUAGCAGAUUUUGGCCUUGCAAAACAGGUGACCAAACCCAUAUUCACCGUGUGUGGAACUCCAACUUACGUUGCUCCUGAAAUACUGGCUGAGACUGGUGAAUAUAAAGUUUAACUCUCCAAGUAACCUAGUGCAUUGUCCUAUGAUUCAAAUACUUGUUAGAUGCAGUAUUGAACAAGAAAUAUAAUUUUUCCCCCAGCAGUUUGCUGUCUUCUGGAUGAGAGCUUGUACAGGUUAGAUAAAUAUGCUCUAGGAUAUUGGGAUCACCACUAACUUCUUUUUACCUUUUUAUGUAUCCCAGUUCUCCAUAUUCAGUUCCUUAAUAGUGUUAGAAUUGAUGGACAGGCCAUACUGGGUUUCUUUUGAAAACCUGUUUGAAAACCACUGCUCUGUAAGCUGUAGGGCAAUCUUCCCUCUUGGCUUUGUAGCAUGAAAGCUUAGGUUGUGAUGUUCUAAGAAAGGGUAGAAACCUGAAGCAGGUCAUACCUUCCUUGCUUUCUAGCAAAGUCCAGGGUGGAUUGCAUCUUGGAAGAAUGCAGUCACUGGAUUCCUCCCCCCCCCCCUUUCCGGGGAAGUGACAGCACCCUCACUGCUCCAUCAUCCUAAUGUGAUUUGGAAAAAAGAGAGUUUUAAAAACUGCUGCUUAUUCUUACGAUGAUUCCCUGCACAUCCUAUUUCUUUGCUAAAGGUGGUGUUGGUAUUAGUAAAUCUUUCAAUACAGCAUCAGCAGAUUCUUUGCACACAACUUUUGUGUAUGUUUACUUAUAGAACAGGUUAUUGUGUGGUGUGGUAGUGUAGUGGUUAAGAGCGGUGGACUCGUAAUCUGGUGAACCGGGUUCGCAUCCCUGCUCCUCCACGUGCAGCUGCUGGGUGACCUUGAGCUAGUCACACGUCUCUGAAGUCUCUCAGCCUCUGAAGUCUCUCACGGAGUGUUUGUUGUGGGGGAUUGCUAGCCGCUUUGAGACUCCUUCGGGUAGUGAUAAAGUGGGAUAUCAAAUCCAAACUCCUCUUCUUCUUCUUGUUAUUGGUGCUGUCCCGGGAAUGGGAGAUGAGAGAAAAGCUAGAGAAAGUUUAAUGGGGAUUCCCAAGUUUAAAAAGAUUAAGAAGCACACAGACUGCACUGCUAUUGUCAGGAUGCUGUCAUCGGCUCCCGGCUGGUUGCCCAGGAAAGUAGAAAGACAAGGAAAAGUUUCUUACCGUCUUUGCAGGGAGAGGCUGUAGAACCCAGCCUCUUGGAUAAUGGCGUUGCUCUGAGUGAAUCUCCACCCCUCCGUCUCUCCCUCUUCCUCAUUUGUCAUCAUCAUCACCGCCUCUACGGGUGCUGCUAAGUGCCCUCUGUCUUUGAGCUCUUUGCUCUCCUACUUUCAAGGCUCGCCGGGUUCUGGGAGAUGGAGGGUCUGGAAUCAUUUCUAAUGACAACGUGUCAGCCGGGUGUUGCUCUGGCUCUCCCAUGGUUUCCCAGCUUUUCCCCUCAUCUUCCUCUGAGCUGCCACCUCCCUCAAACCCCUGUUGUAAAUCUAUACUGUCUUCCUCUUCCUCCUCCCUGGAAGGGUCAUUCCUCCUCUGCCCAGUCCCUGACAACUGUGCACCCUUACAUUUGAGUAAGUCCCAUUGAAGACCAAUGUAGCUUACGUCUAACUAGGCAUGUAUGUGCACAGUGUAAUCUCUCUGCCAUUUGAAAGGAGAUUUUUCAUUUUACUCCAAUAUUUCAUUUACGUUUUUUAAUGAAAGCGGCUGUUCCUUAUAAACUAGUUGCAUAUGUUAAAGAUUCUGGAUUUAUCUUUCUGCUCCCAUAGGCUAUGGACUAGAAGUGGACAUGUGGGCUACCGGCAUUAUACUCUAUAUUUUGCUUUGUGGAUUCCCCCCCUUCCGGAGUCAUGAAAGAGAUCAAGAGGAGCUGUUUCGAAUCAUACAACUUGGGCAUUAUGAAUUCCUCUCACCAUACUGGGACAACAUUUCGGCUGGUAAGUUUCCUAAAAGCAGACUGGGGAGUUGAUAGCCAGGACUGUGUGUGUUGGACAAUUCUGUGAUUUAUGUUGUUGGCAUCCGUCUUUCUCGAAAAGUGCAGAAUUUAGUUUCAUUGAUCUUUUUGGCACAUACCAUUAAACUUUAGCGUUAUGAGUUUGGUUAGAUCUGAUAAGAAAAUGCUGUUUUUAAAAUUGCCUUGAGAUCUACUCUUAACAUUGCCACGGGCAGCAAAAACCUCUCCCAUGAUCUGCCUGCAAGUCUCACUCGGUGUGGUAGAGUUUGCAGCUGCCCUAUCUGUUGAAUAUUCUGAUGAAUUAGACCAGGCAUCCCCAAACUCAGCCCUCCAGCUGUUUUGGGACGACAACUCCCAUCAUCCCUGACCACUGGUCCUGUUAGCUAGCUAGGGAUAAUGGGAGUUGUCGUCCCAAAACAUCUGGAGGGCCGAGAGUUUGGGGAUGCCUGAAUUAGACCUACUGGUCUCCACUCCCAUCAUUCUGCCCGGACACUGAGGUCCAGCGCCGAGGGCCUUCUGGCUGUUUCCCUCACUGCAAGAAGCAAAGCUACAGGGAACCAGGCAGAGGGCCUUCUUGGUAGUGGCGCCCACCCUGUGGAACGCCCUCCCAUCAGAUGUCAAAGAGAUAAACAACUACCGGUACCUGACAUUUAGAAGACAUCUGAAGACAGUCCUGUUCAGGGAAGUUUUUAAUGUGUGACAUUUUAAUGUAUUUUUAAUCUUUGUUGUAAGCCGCCCAGAGUGGCUGGGGGGACCCAGCCAGAUGGGCGGGGUACAAAUAAUAAAUUAUUAUUAUUAUUAUAUACUGACUGUUAACUGUCACCCCAUUUCUCCAGUUUGUUCCAAACAACUCACGCUCACUGCUUUGUUCUUGCCCCCGACAGCUGCAAAGGACCUGAUCAGCAGACUCCUUGUGAUUGACCCCCAGAAGCGCUACACCGCCCAGCAAGUUCUUCAGCACCUGUGGAUUCACACGGCGGGGAAAAACAGCAGCAGGAACCUCCAGAGGGAGGUGACCAUCAAUCUUGAACGCCACUUUCUGAGCCAGCGCAAGGCUGAAGCUAGCAACAAAGACUCGUAAAAGGUGCACCCAGGUGUACUUAAUGAGCCCACUGUAAAAGCACACUUAUCAUAUACUCUUAAGGACUGAGCUCAGGGGAAAUCCAUUAUUCCUGUAUGAAGACAAAGCCUGCUGUGCCCCCAAACUGAUUGGCUAGUUUCCUGUGAUGUUAUGUGCCCCAUUUCCUUCUUUCUACAGUUGUUGGUUUUUUUUAAAUACUUGGGGCAGGGGUGGUGGUGAACAGCCUGUUUGAGCAACCUUGGGAACCCAGCCUUGAAAUAUUUUGGCGGAGGACUGAAUUGGCCUUCAGUUUUCUGGUUAGCACAUUUGUCACUGGCUCUCCAGAUGCAGAAGGAAGCUGGGCCGGUCAUAGCUUCAUGGUAGAGCAUCUACUUUGGACGCAGGAGGUACCAGAUUCAACCCAGAGCAUCUCCUGGUAGGACCUGAAGCCCCAGAGAGCUGUUGCCAGUCAUUGUGUUCAGUACUGAGCUAGCUGCACUGUGGGUCCGACUCCAGAUGAGGCAGCUUCUUCAGUUUCUGGCCCAUGAAAAUGCGAUUUUUGUUCUUGUUUUCUUUUUGGUAUGUCUGUGUGCACCAAAAGGCUGCCUUAAUGUUCAUCUAGUUCUCUGAAUGCUUCCAACUUCUACACCUGCACCUUUUCUUUGGAGUUAAGACACCACGUCGUGGUGGUGGAGGCAUAUUUUAAAUAGAACUCACUUUGAAAAUGCUACCUGCAAAGUCCUUGUUGAACUGUUAACUUAAAUGGAUAAUAUUGGUUCUGUUUGUAAUCCGUCCACAUGUUUUAAUAAGUUUACAUACUGGUCAGGAUCCUAAGAACUACUUUUAAGUGUGCAUGAGGACUUGUGAAUGUGUGUGCCCAAUGGCAUUUUUUUACCUAAAAGAGUAAAUGUUAGUACAGUCGUACCUUGGUUGACGAACAUUUUGGCUCCUGAGCACCGCAAACCCGGAAGUGACUGUUCUGGUUUGCAAACAUUCUUUGGAACCUGAACGGCCGAUGUGGCUUCCGAUUGGCUGCAGGAGUUUCCUGCAGCCAAUCAUAAGCCCUGCCUUGCUUUCCAAACACUUUAGAAGUUGAAUGGACUUCCGUAAUGGAUUCCGUUCAACUUCCAAGGUACCACUGUAUUUCCUUUUGGAAAGUGUCCUCGAUUUACAAAGGCAGCUUGCAAGGGGCAGUGAUAGGGAACUUCCGGCUUUCUGGUCUAGUUAGAUCUGCCAGGCUUCAGAGCUUAACCUACCAGGUUUUUUGGAGCAAAACCACGACCACCUUCCCCUGGUCUGACGUUGUAUAUGAUGUCAGGUAAGGGUGAGUUCAAGCAGCAAGUGGAAUAAUACAAUUGUAGGAUGUGGAGUUUUUAGGGAAUCCACUCCCCUGUAACGCAGGAAACUCGGCUAAAGCAGAAGCUAUGGCAAAAAGGAAGACAAAUAAGGGGAGUGUGCUCUCAAUUCUUCCUUUGCAGGGACAUUGUUCCUUUGUAUCUCUGGCUUGAAUUCAAACCAGGCUAUAAACGAAGCAUUGGGAGCUCAUGUAGAGAGCACUCUUGGUUCCUUUCUUUGAAAUUCCCUGCCCACCUGUCAGUGACUUGGUUAUUAAGGACCCUUCCUCCAGCUAGAUACAGUUUCCCAGGCCUGCCACGGGGCACAAUUGGCUGUUUGAGAAUCAUAAGCAAAAAGCUUCCUUGGAAUCUAGAAUGAGCUGCGUGUUCUUUGGAUCCUGGCUAUUGAAUUCAGCCUUGGUGUUAUAUUUUUCUUUGUAGAUUUAAAGCAUUCGUAUCCUUUAUUGUUGACGAACUGGGAUGGUUCUCCCUGUACGUGUUGUGUAUGGGGGAACCUUGUUUCAAGUGUAUUUAGAUAUAUAUAGAUAUAUACAGAUAUACACAAAUACACACACAUAAAAAUAUAAUAUUCUGGACACGUUAAUAGAAAAUAUGAGAAAAGUUAAUAGGAUAUUGUGCUAAUAGGAUGUGAAUUAUUUUCAUAGCCUAAGAAAUUUUAUCCCCUUAUAAAUAGUGAAGUGUUGGAACAUAUAAGAACCAGAUUCCUUUUCUUUUAGAUAUAGUAUCAAACACAGUCAGUCCACAAAUCUAUGCUGCAACAGAUAUUUCUAUUUCCAAUAUUAUGCAAUUCAAAUCUUUAAUUUCUCAUACUUUCUUUGGAACAUCAUAUUUAAGUUGUUGCUCUGUACAGCCCAUGAGAGAAAAAACAAUACGAGUAUUUACUGCUUCAACAUAAACUUUAGCAGUGAGUCUGGCACUUCAACCAGGAAACUUUAAAUUCUGAGGUUGCAAACAUUCCAGCCCCGGGGGUUUGCAACAUUAGCAUCUAAAGCCACUGGGGCUGCCGGAUUCGGUAAAAACGCUGGGAAGUUUGCCAUCUGCCCUGCCCUGCUCACUCGCUUCUGUCUCCUUCACGUCAGGCUCCAGCUUCUACCUUUAACUGAAUUAUGACCAGGGCCAGCCCACCUAUGAGGCAAGGGGAAGCAACUGCCUCAGAUGGCAGUAUCUGCAGGGCAGCAGAUCCAGCCUCCAAGGAAUGCAUUGCUUGCAGCGAUGGCUGCAGCAUGGUCUUUGGAGGCUGGAUCUGAUGAAUAGAAGUGGCCUCAGUAAAUAGGAGGUCUCUUCCCACCGCUAUGGAGGAAAUACCAGGGGCUGCCUUCUGGGGUCUGUACCUGCCUGGUGUGAUUCAGAGCAGGCCCCUUUCUCCCCCAUUAUGGCCUUUGAUUCCCACUUUGAGUAAGGUUGACUUGAUUCCCUCGCUUUUCCCCAAUACAGAUCUUCCCUCCCCCUUUUGUUCCUGAUGUAGAUAUUUAUUCCCCGCUUGUUCCCUUGUAGAUCUUUGCUCACCUUUACCUCCCAGGUGGGCAGGAUGAUGCCAUUUUGUUUUUCGCCUCAGGUGCCAAAAUGUUUUGAGCCGUCCCUGGUUUUGACUGUCUGUAUCCCUGAUAAUGUUGUGAUAUGCAGGGAGAAAUAAGAAGACUGAUCAAUCAAUCAAUCAAUCAAUCAAUCAAUCAAUCAAUCAAAUUGAUGUUCACUCUAGAGAAACCAAUUUUUCAUGUUUCCAGAACAAAGUUCCAAUUUCCCCAGCAACUCUGGUUACUACUUACAAAGGAAACAGGUCCACAUGUGUAGAUUCAGCUAGAGCAUGGAAAUGGAUGGAAAUUCAUAUGGAGCAUGGAAGUGGCUGAUUGCGACACAACUCAUCCAGAGCUUCACCUUUGUUACUUCUCCAUCUUCAGUUUCACGGGGUGGGAGGAAUCAAAGCCUGUUGCCAGGUCUCCGUUGCAAAUUUGCCAGCACUCUUUUUGUCUCUCUAACUUUUCAUCCCUUGUUUUUACUGUUCUAGAUUGUAACCCUGAAAAAUUAAACAAAAACUCAGGAAUAUC